AUGGUUGGACUGAAAAGGAACGAGCUACUAGCAAGUAGUGAUCUGUAUUUUGAAGGGAUGGAGGAGUACUUCCUUCUGGAAUCCGAAGCCUCCAAGCUCGGCGUCGACGUCAGCAAGCUGGUGGGGUCGUCGAUGUACAGAUUUAUGUUCAGGGCAGCGUUGGAGAUGGCGGCGGCGGAGGUGAUGGCGAAUAAUAAGGAACCGAUGUUGAGGGAGAUCAUUUACGCCUUACGGGUUCAAGGAGAAGGGAAGAGCUCUGGAUCAUUAAAGCUCGCAUUGUUCACUGCUCCAGCAGUCGCUCUAGUCCUCACUCUAGCCUGGCUUCUAUUCGCGAGCUAUAUGAACUUCAAGCACGAAUUGUCCGAUUUAGAGCUCAGCCUGGAGAGGGAUAAGAAGAAGGAAGAAGAAGCAGAGCCAAAAUGGAACGUCUCGUUUCACCAAUUUGAGAUCCAGGCGGAUGAGAUAUUGGAUCUCGACAAGCAAUUUGAAAGAAGAAAAUGUGAUUGGCUUUGGAGGUGCAGGGAAAGUCUAUCGCUUGGAAUUGAAUUAGAAGGGAACCACAGUUGUCGUGAAGAAGCUAUGGAAGGGAGAUGGGUUGAAGUUUUUCGCGGCCGAAAUGGAGAUCUUGGGGACGAUUCCGGGCUCUGCUCUGGCGAGUGCAGCGUCCUCUGUUUAUGCCGCAGCGGAACAGGGGAGCUCUAUUUUCACCGGGAGCAACUGGGCGGCGUCGGCGGCGAUGGUGAACGAGAAUUCGGUCGGGAGAUCGGGUUUGAGAAACAGAUCGAUUCAAAUUCCCCGAGGAACGCGGUGCUGAACCUGAUCAAGAGGGUGAAGCCGGACAUAUUCGUGCAGACCGUGAUCAACGGCGCGUACAACGCGCCCUUCUUCGUGACGCGGUUCCGGAAGGCGAUGUUCCACUUCUCGUCGUUGUUCGACAUUUUCGAGUGCACACUGGGGCGGGAGGACCCGAAGAGGAUGAUGUUCGAGAGGGAGAUCUUCGGGCUGAGCUGA
Linum tenue is the source of this 1011-nucleotide messenger RNA. Lineage: Eukaryota; Viridiplantae; Streptophyta; Magnoliopsida; Malpighiales; Linaceae. The record is from the annotation of a GenBank genome assembly.